AUGUCUUCCGAAGAUGACUUCCUCGGGUUCGGGGAUACCUUCAAAGAUCCCGAAGGCUUCUACCCGCCUGAGAAAGAGCCCACCUUCGCGGAGCAUCAGAUGCUCUCAGGCGAGACCGUGCGCGUGCGCCUGGUCGGCAGCCAUGCUCUCUACGGCGACCUGCUGUGGAACGCCGGCCGCACGAGCUCCACCUACCUAGAAGAACACGCCAGCAGACUUGUCGAAGGGAAAGAUGUAUUGGAGAUCGGCGCCGCUGCUGGUGUUCCCAGCAUCAUCAGCGCAGUCAAGGGAGCCCGCACCGUCGUCAUGACCGAUUACCCCGAUCCGGAGCUGGUGGAAAACAUGCGACACAACGCCUCGCUGGCGGCGCCGAUGAUCCCCAGCUCGUCAUCCCUUCACGUCGAUGGAUAUAAAUGGGGGAAUCCGGUAGAACCACUGUUUGAAUAUCUGCCUGAGGGAGGGAAGGGGUUUGAUCUCUUGAUCAUGGCGGAUGUCGUGUACAACUAUCCCGAGCACCCCAACCUAAUCAAGAUCAUGCAGCAAUGCCUGAAGAAGACAAGCGACGCGGUCGCGCUGGUAGUCUUUACUCCCUACGAGCCCUGGUUCCUUCCCAGGACGCAGACUUUCUUUCCGCGGGCGGAGAAUAGUGGGUUUGAGGUCACCAAUGUAUUCGAGAAGGUUAUGGAUACGGUUUUGUUCGAGAACGACCCAGGUGACGAAUUGCUUCGGAGGACGGUGUUUGGGUAUGAAAUCCGAUGGGCUCCGGAUCAAUUAAAAUGA
Molecule: messenger RNA, 780 nt
Organism: Aspergillus clavatus NRRL 1
Lineage: Eukaryota; Fungi; Ascomycota; Eurotiomycetes; Eurotiales; Aspergillaceae
Gene: efm7
Product: putative nicotinamide N-methyltransferase Nnt1
Exons: 3
Coding region: 1-780 (259 amino acids)
Biological process (GO): peptidyl-lysine dimethylation
Molecular function (GO): protein-lysine N-methyltransferase activity
Source: RefSeq, a predicted model, not a curated record